Molecule: messenger RNA, 546 nt
Organism: Leptosia nina
Lineage: Eukaryota; Metazoa; Arthropoda; Insecta; Lepidoptera; Pieridae
Source: the annotation of a GenBank genome assembly
AUGAACAUCGCAGAUCCAUUAUCACGACUGUGCAUAAUCUCAGAUUGCAAAAAGACCAAUGACGACGAACAUGUCAACCAGAUUGUAGAAAAUGCUAAACCAUGCGCAAUUUCUUUGACCGAAAUUAAAAUGCAUUCAGAGCAAGAUUCGGAAAUACUAGAAUUACCAAUUCCGCCAGCUCCUAUGAAACGUCGGGAACUCCUAGAUGCACCUUGGGUGGAUAUAGCAAUGGAUUUACUAGGGCCAUUACCCAGCAAUGAUUAUUUAUUAGUCGUAGUAGAUUAUUAUAGCCGUCACAAGGAAGUGAAGAUAACGAAGACCAUUACUAGUUGUAAUAAUCAAGCUAUUGAAAGAAAUAUUUGGCAGCCUAGGGAAAACACCAACAAAAUUGUUUUACAAAAGACAGAACUUAGAGGCAAAAAUAAAGAACAAAAAGAGAGAGGAAAAGAACACGGAGACAAAAGAAGAAAGGCACAGAAUGUGGAUUUGAGCGGAGGAGACAGAGUUUAUGUAAACCAAAUGUCACAAGCUUGCCCCAAAUUAUAA